GAACGAGCGCGCAUGAGGGCGCUGAAUCGGCGAACCAUUAAGUCUCGCUACCCAAUCCCACGCGCGGACGAUCUUCUCGAUCAACUUCGCGGAGCUCGCUUCUUUUCGAAAAUCGACUUACGCGGCGGUUACCAUCAGAUCCGAGUCUUCGCUAACGACUGCCACAAGACAGCGUUCCGAACCCGAUACGGCAGCUGCGAGUACACCGUCAUGCCGUUUGGCCUCACGAACGCCCCCUCCACUUUCCAACUCACCAUGAAUGGCGUAUUCCGCGAUCUCCUCGACAAGUGUGUCAUCGUCUACCUUGAUGGCAUACUGAUCUACAGCAAGACACAGGAACAGCACCUCAAGGACCUCGAGCAAGUUUUCCAGCGGCUGCAAGAGCACCGCCUCAUUACGAAGGGCUCUAAGUGUGAGUUCCUAAAAUCCGAACUGGAAUUUUUGGGACAUGUCGUGGGAGCGGACGGCAUCAAAAUCGACCCGAAGAAAAUCAAAACAAUUCGCGACUGGAAGCCGCCGACGAAUUUACAGGAACUGCAGAGUUUUCUCGGGUUCGUUAAUUACGUCCGGCGGUUUAUCCCCAAUAUGGCAGGGAUAACCGGACCGUUAACUGACCUGCUGCGGAAGGGCACUUUGUUUGAGUGGGGGGAGAGACAGCAGACUGCUUUCGAUGAACUGCGAAAUUUUCUGACGUCGGCCCCGGUCCUUCGAAUCGCCGACCCAUCUCGACCGUUCGAAGUCUUGACGGACGCCAGCGAUUUCGCCAUCGGUGCGAUACUGUUACAAGAUUUCGGCGACGGACUCCAACCCAUCGCGUAUGAGUCUAGGAAGUUGCAGGCAGCCGAGCGCAACUACCCCGUCCACGACAAAGAAAUGCUCGCCAUCGUGCACGCAUUCAAAGUGUGGCGAUGCUACCUGACGGGAGCCGACGUGACAGUACGGACAGACCAUAAAUCCCUACAGUACCUCCCCAAGGAACCCUACGUCCUAAAAGCCGGUACUGACCAUAUCUGGGUUCCCGCCUACAGACUCCUCCGCGAAUUACUUAUUCAAGAAGUCCACGAUUCUAACCUCUCCGGUCAUUUCGGGGUUGACAAAACCCAGAAGUUACUUCACCGUUUCUAUUAUUGGCCUGAUUUGGCGUCUGAUGUGCAGAGAUACGUAUCGGCGUGCCCGAUCUGCCAACGCAUGAAGUCUUCUCGACAGCGACCAGCUGGACUGCUGCAACCGCUCGAGCCACCCCAGCGACCGUGGCAACAUGUGACGAUGGACUUCGUCACGGGGCUCCCAGCCGCAGCCACGGGCAACGACGCCGUGCUGGUCGUCGUCGAUCGACUGACGAAGAUGGCACAUUUCGCACCCUGUCGUACAACAAUCACAGCCGAAGAUACCGCGAAGCUUUUCAUCUCCACCGUUGUUCGCCUGCACGGCCUACCCUCAGCGAUCAUCAGCGACCGCGACCCCAAAUUCACGUCCAAGUUCUGGCAGGAGACAUGGGCCCAGUAUGGCACACGCCUCCAAUUUUCCUCCGCCUAUCAUCCUCAAACCGACGGCCAGACCGAACGAACCAAUCAGACCAUGGAGCAGCUGAUACGCACCAACUGCCCCGAUCCGGCCCGGUGGGAAGAAUUCCUGCCCAUGCUGGAAUUCUCCUACAACAAUGCCCCAUCCGCUACGACUAAUCACUCGCCGUUUUUCCUAAACUACGGGAUGGAUCCGACCGUCCCAGCAGUUCAUCUCCAGUUUGCAAGCUGCCCGGGAUAAAGCGAUAGAAUUCAUUCGAA
Closterium sp. NIES-67 is the source of this 1784-nucleotide messenger RNA. The record is from the annotation of a GenBank genome assembly. Lineage: Eukaryota; Viridiplantae; Streptophyta; Zygnematophyceae; Desmidiales; Closteriaceae.